AUGCUCGACGUGGAGUACGAAGCUCCAAAUUUUGAUUAUCCUGCUGGUGAUAGCAAUCACUACACCUUUGGGCGUAUCGGGGAACAUAAUGUGGUCAUUGUGUCCCUCCCUCAGGGCGUGUGUGGUACUCAUUCUGCUGCAGCGGUGGCUUCUGGUCUGGGACUGAGCUUUUCCUGCUUAGGGUUUUUACUCAUGGUCGUUGUCGCUGGAGCUGCGCCAAUAUCCCAAAAUUAUAUACGACUAGGGGACAUCGUCGUUAGCGAAAGAGUCAUGCCCUAUAAAUUUGAUAAGCAAUACCCCGGUGGAUACAAAUUCACCGGCGAUGUAUUCGUCUCAGAUCAUGCGCUCCUCUCGGCAACAUGCCAAGUUCAAUCGGAUCUUGAUCUGGAUAUCUUGAAGCUUGAUAGCAUUAUCUCAAAACGGUUCAAUGGGCCAAAAAAACUGAGGGAUAUGUUUCAGCGCCGGGAAAGUGAUCCGAUCCUUUUUUUUCAAUCAGACUACCUACAUCUCGAUUCCUGCGACUGUCUUCAUGAUCAUCCACAAAAGCAAAAUAUAGUUCGUCGAUCAAAGCGCAAGGCAUAUGAGCGAAUCAAAGUCUACAGCGGCAAGACACUGUGGUCAAAGAUGCCAAAGAGCGUGACUAACUGGCCCAAGAUUGGAACAUUCUUUGCUUUGAGAUGGAAUCAGCCGCACUCGGGCUUUGAAUUCCAUACUCUUCAAUUCGAGCAAUUUGUGACUAUGCCGACUCUCACAAAAACAAACAGUGGCAAGGGUAUGCUGCCGCUAAUGCGGCAGCCUGUGCCCAUGCUUUACUCCACGUCUCCCCCGUGA
Penicillium antarcticum is the source of this 831-nucleotide messenger RNA. RefSeq lists its product as uncharacterized. Lineage: Eukaryota; Fungi; Ascomycota; Eurotiomycetes; Eurotiales; Aspergillaceae. Gene Ontology annotation, molecular function: catalytic activity. Gene Ontology annotation, biological process: nucleoside metabolic process. The coding region runs from base 1 to 831 and encodes 276 amino acids. The transcript has a single exon. The record is from RefSeq and is a predicted model, not a curated record.